AUGUAUGCAGCAUUCAGUGAUGGUUUCAACUAUUACCUGGAUGUUUGCUUGUCCGUUUCAGGAGGACCAAAGUCAAUCGCAAACCACAAAAAGCUGCCACCUGGCGAGGGAAAGGAGAUAGUCCUGGUGUUCUUCAAAAUCCGACCUGAAGCAGUGACCGAGGAGAACAUGCGUCAAAUCGGUACUCCCAUCUUCUGCCACCUGCUGCCACCUGGCGAGGGAAAGGAGAUAGUCCUGGUGUUCUUUAAAAUCAGACCUGAAGCAGUAAAUGAGGAGAACAUGCGUCAAAUCGGUUACUCCCAUCUUCUGCCACCUGGCGAGGGAAAGGAGAUAGUCCUGGUGUUCUUCAAAAUCCGACCUGAAGCAGUGACCGAGGAGAACAUGCGUCAAAUCGUGUUCAUAGUCUCUAUGCCGGACUCUCCCGUAGUGGCACUCUAUUACACCGUACAGCGGAUAUUCGCUCCAACUCUUCUAAAGGACGACAGCUGGAGCCAGUGUGUGGACCCAAGGCUACAGUCGAUGUUGACGGAGUUAGAGGCAAGUCUGCGGUGUGUGGUGCUGCGGACACAAGACCAGUCCAUCUCUCCUUCAGCAAGCCUAGCUGAGAUUAUGACUGUGGAGGACGAGCUGCAGUUUUGGAAAGGAUGUUGGAACCAGGCGAGAAAGAAAAUUGACCAAGAACGAGCUAAAGGUUUUACAGAAGCACUGGAGCCGUUAGCUACAGCCUUCAGGCAGCUGGACAGGAUGGAAUUACCAGAGGCUGAGGAUGUGCUGGAGACAGCGCACGUGGUGCUGGACGAUCUCUGGAAGCUGGACGAGUUCCAGUACCCACAGCAGAGGAUGGAACAUCUCAUGGAGGUCAUUGGUAAAACCAUAACGCGGUUCAUACAACAGAAAACAAAGUCGGAAAACAUUUGGGAAGGAGAUUUUAUUGAAGUGGAAGCCAAAUUGUUGACGUGUCUCGGCUCGUGUAACAAGUGGAUCCAGACCUGCGAGCGGCUCACCACACUGUUCUGGCCCAACUAUUCACUUCACCGAUGGUCCGGUCUGCCCUACCGGCCCGUACACAUUUCUAGAUUUUACAUGCGACUUGAAGAGAUUUUGAACAUACGCACGGUGGACAGACAGCUGACUAAGUUGCUUUCUCCAACAGAACAAGCCCAGUUAGAUACUUCUGCCAAUUUUAACCCAUUCUCAGGUGUGAAUGCUGUCCAGUACAACCCGUACACAGAGCCGAUGUGGCAAGCCGCAGUGCGCCAGUUCGAACUACACAUCCAGCCUGCGGAAGAGAGGGUCGCUGCCAAACUCAAGCAUCAGCUCAGAAACGCCAAUCUGAACACACUUCAGUUGAUGGCCGAGUUUAAGCGGUAUCAAGAGGUGAUGCAGCGUCCGGCGAUACAGAAAGCGCUGGUAGGCAGAGAGGGAAACCCUGUUAUCUCAGCUACAAGACUAUGUAGCCAGUGUUCAAGUCGAGCCGGAUGA
This is a messenger RNA of Homalodisca vitripennis (glassy-winged sharpshooter), 1482 nucleotides long. RefSeq names its product cytoplasmic dynein 2 heavy chain 1-like. The record is from RefSeq and is a predicted model, not a curated record. The transcript is spliced from 13 exons. The coding region runs from base 1 to 1482 and encodes 493 amino acids. Lineage: Eukaryota; Metazoa; Arthropoda; Insecta; Hemiptera; Cicadellidae.